AUGAACGUGCUCGUAAAUGAAACGUCUGUCGGUAAUCGACGAUGUGGUUGUGAUUGCAAGAAGUCCAGCUGUCUCAAGCUCUACUGUAAAUGUUUCACCGCCAAUGAUCGCUGUAGUAAGCGAUGCCAGUGCAAAGACUGCAAGAAUCAGGAUCAUAAUCAACAGGAGAUCAGUCAGGACAUUCAAGCUAUUGAGAAGUGUACACAAAAGACCUUUUGCCCUUCAUUGCAAGCCCCCAGAGCUUCAGAGUCCGAACCAGUAGCAGAACCAUCGCAGCAAACGCCUCCAAGCUCGACGACCAGCAUUGUGACACCUGUGACGUUCUCUACAAAUGUUAAAUCUAGUAUGGCAAUGACAACGACGUCACCCAAGCCAGUAUGUGCCUGUGUUGACGGCAAUUGCAUCGCUGACUGUCCGUGCUUGAGCUUGUUUGGGGCCUGCUCGCCUCGCUGCCAAUGCAAUGGUUGUCUAGUGGUGCAGAUACAGCCAGAGAGGACAAAAGGAUGCAGCUGCAAGAAGUCAAAUUGUCUUAAACUUUAUUGCGAGUGUUUAGCGGCACAACGAAUGUGUGACCAUCGCUGCAAUUGUAAAGGAUGCAAGAACCGACCUGAGACGCUACCGGAACGAAACCACGCAAUUGCUGUUAUUCUAGAGAGGAAUCCUUUGGCUUUUGAGCCCAAGAUUGCAAGUGGAUCGAGCCAACACUUGCGAGGAUGUCAUUGCCGAAAGAGUGGAUGCAUGAAAAAUUAUUGCGAGUGUCAUCAAGCUGGAGUGGCGUGCACCUCCCGCUGUGCUUGUCAUCAGUGCCGCAACACGGAGACAUUUGUAUCGGCAAAAAAGAUGCUAGUGUUUGCUGGAGUCAGUACAGAUGAUAGCAGUCUACGUGCCACCUUGAAUCGCUCGUUGCAACGCAAGAUUAUGAAGCGGCCUUCUCGUGGAGCUAAAAAUGCGAACCCGCAAGACAAAUUGCAAACACCGACCAACGCCUCGACACAGAAACCUACGGCAUUAGAGUUGUUGUCAAGAAGUGCCCCGGUAGCACCUUCUAAAUCAAGCCGACAAAGGAAUACGGCAAUCGAUGAUAAUUCUCCAACGACGCCAAGUAAACGACCAUCCAACUACCCGGAUCGCUUUCACACAGACGGCGAGUGUGUUGUCAAACCUGCAUUUGCCAAGAGAAAGUAUACAAGACGCAAUCGGCAUAAAACUUCUUUCAUGGAACGAAUUCAAGAAGCUGCAGCACUUGUAAAAGAAUUACCCAAUGUAGAGGACACUGUGACCAACGCAUAUGAUACAAAAAACACUGAUGGUGUCGGCGAUGCUGAGCUUACUAUUCUAAGUCGGUCGCUACUACACGCAGCAGUAGCUGUACAGCUUGCUAACGAGGAGAAAAAAGCUUCAGCUGCUCCGCUUCGUCAAUUGCCAGUCGGACAGCAAGUGCAACGUGUUUUUGAAGCGGAACGCCAGCGUAUUUCUGAUCUCACCGAUGGCCGUGAAGCACUGUCACCUAUUGCUGCCGGUUUGUUCUGCGAGGAAGAAUACAGUGAAGCUGACGAUAACAACUACCUUGACGUAGCGACGUCGGCGAUAAACGAAAAUGACACAGCAUCUGGGUCGACGACGGUCGAACAAUCCAAUAUGCGAAGCCAACAGAACGGAAAAAAUGCCAGUCUUAGUGUCAUGCAAGAGCGCGCUGUACUCCAAGAGCUUAGCGUAUGGCUUCGAAAUAUGACAGCAGACGUAUCUUCACGCUGA
Messenger RNA from Peronospora farinosa, 1755 nucleotides. Lineage: Eukaryota; Oomycota; Peronosporomycetes; Peronosporales; Peronosporaceae. The record is from the annotation of a GenBank genome assembly.